AAUGUUGGUGGGAUGACCACAUACACACCAGGCGGGCAGGUCGUAGUCAAGCCAAUGACCCCUACCAGUGCGAGUGGUCUGUCACCUUCCCCUGACGCCAGUGUCACAAGUAAUACCCACCACUCCAUGUCAGCCCCCAGCACCCCUGGACGUGGUUUCGGUGCUGUAUCGGGUCGGGCGUCCACGCCUCAGGGAAACAGCCACUCACUCAAGCUGGGCAGCCCUUCAGCGCAGGGAAGCCCCGGCAUCAGUUCUGGGGCCCAGGGUGCAAUGCUGUCUCCUCGUCAUCACCUGAGUCCCAGCAUUCCAGCUAGCAGCUGUAGUAGCCCUCACCUCCCCCAGCAUCCCCCUGGUUCUUUCUCUCCGGUCGCCGGCCUCCACUCGCCAGCAUCCGUGUGCAGCAGCACCGGAAACAGCCAAGGGUUCAACUCCCUCAGUGCGCUGCAAGCCCUCAGCCAGGGCCACAGGGUUUCCCAGGGUCUCACAGAGGGCCAGCAUCCAGAUUCACCUGACAGAAAGCUGGCUGGCCUUCAGAGCCCUCUUCACUGCAGCAGCACAGGAAGUAGCCAACUAGCAAAGAACCAUCCCAGCUUAGAGACUGACUUGUUUGGGACUUUUGGAGAGCAGCAAGACUUGUUGUUGUCCCAAAACCAGGAAGGUGAGCAGGGGGAAGGCAAAGACAGUGACCAUGACAUCUUCGACAGUAAUGGAGGUGAGCUCGGCAACACCACAAACCGCCUUCUCAACACCAAAGGGCACACGAAGCUGCUCCAGCUCCUCACUACUAAGCUAGAACCCUCUGAUCCCGGCUCACCGCCGGGGCCCCUCAGGGACGACCAGAACUGUAAGGACCCGCUGAGCAGGGUCGGGGGUGUCGGUGGGGCUGGGCAUAACAACUACUCCACUUCAUUAAAGGAGAAACACAAAAUUCUCCACAGGUUGCUGCAGAACAGCACCUCGCCUGUGGAGCUGGCCAAGCUGACGGCAGAAGCCACCGGAAAAGACGCCAUUGGUCCCGAGUCCGCCUCGGGGGACAACAUGGCCUCGCUGGCUGAACUCUGCGUAAAACAGGAGCCGGGCAGCCCCAAAAAGAAAGACAAUGCGCUGCUACGCUACUUGUUGGACAGGGACGACAACGGCAUCCUGGAUAAAGCGACGAAGAUGGAGCCUGGCGAUGGACCAAAGCUGCCCAACAUUAAGACAGAGAAACAGGAAGUGGGCUUCAACAUGGCGGACCAGACCAGUGAACUUGAGGACCUUCUGGAGGACCUGCAGAGCGGCGGCCAGCAGCAGCUGUUUGGAGCCCAGCCACCAGCUAGAGGACCACCCUCCUCUUCGUCCUCCUCUUCCUCCGUGCCCCCCGGUUCCUCUGUGGAUAAACAAACCAUCAUCAGCGAUAUCCUACACAUGAGCAACAACAACAGCGGCGGCGGAAGCGGCAACAGCAGCCCCCCCAGCCAGCACAGAGCCUUCCCCCCCAUUUGCCCAGCAAGUUUCAGUGGAGCCAGGCCGGGCCAGCCGGGUCGAGGUGCCCCUCCUGUCAGGAGCAUGUCCCUGGACGGCAGUAUGGGCUCCAACCCCAACACCGCCAGGCCUUUCCCUCCUCAUCACAGGAACAUCAGCCCCUACUCCUUACUGCAGCAUCAACAACAGCAAGGCAUGAUGGGAAGUCAUGCAGGCAUGGCCAACCAAGCUACAAUGGCCAACUCAGGCAUGCUGACUAAUGGGUCAAUGCGAGGCUCCAUGCAGCAGAGCUGGGGUCCCCAGGGGCCAAUGGGGGGUCCUGCGGGGCAGAUGAUGGGCCAGGGGAUCGGACCUGGUCGCAUGGUGCCCAGCAUGAACACUGGGCUCCCCACGAGAGGCCCGCCUGGAUCCAGAGCUAUGGUGAACAUUCAGAUGAUGGGAAAUGAGAUGGAGAUGGCAAACCCUGUCUACCCUCAGCAGCAAGCCCCGCCCAACCAGACUGCACCAUGGCCAGACCGAAUGAUGAUGGAUCACUAUGGAAACCAAAGCAGGCCACCGUACGGCGUUCCACAGGCGGAUGGGAUGGGGUGUUGCACCAUGGGGCCCGAGGGCCAGCCAGACGAAGGGGCCCUGCUGAACCAGCUGUGCUCGGUGCUAAAGGACUAUGAGGGUCUAGAGGAGAUUGACAAGAUGCUGGGAAUCCCAACGCUGGCCAGACAGGCUCCUCUGUCGGACCAGGACCAGUACCUGAGCUCCUCAGACCCAGCAGCCAGCAUGAAGCCUCCCCAGUACAGCCAACACUACGGCGGGCAGCCAGGUUAUGGCGGCAUUCCAUCUGAUGGUGGGUUCCACGGACCCUCUAUGGUUGGCCACAUGGGGCCACAAAGGAUGCCCCCUGCUGGUUACCCCCCAAUGAUGAGGAUGCCUGGGGGUGUGGGGCCCAGGUCGGCAGGAAUGAGGCCAGGGGCUCCCAGUGCCGUGGUGCCACCUCAGCCCAACAACCUGAGGCUCCAGCUGCAGCACAGACUCCAGGCCCAACUGGUAGGUCACAACACACGUGUCAGAUCACUCCUCCGUCAGUUCUGCGAUGCUUAUCGACCUCAGACCUGUGGAAUGGGGAACAGACCAUCACAUGCAUCUGUGACUUUCUGCUGAGACGUCGUGGGUUUGUUUACUACAUGUUUCAGUGAUUGUCUCUGUCCAUCAAACCUCCAUCGCAAUUGGUCCAAAGUA
Paralichthys olivaceus (Japanese flounder) is the source of this 2697-nucleotide messenger RNA. The record is from RefSeq and is a predicted model, not a curated record. Lineage: Eukaryota; Metazoa; Chordata; Actinopteri; Pleuronectiformes; Paralichthyidae.